Molecule: messenger RNA, 926 nt
Organism: Radiomyces spectabilis
Lineage: Eukaryota; Fungi; Mucoromycota; Mucoromycetes; Mucorales; Radiomycetaceae
Product: GTP cyclohydrolase 1 type 2/Nif3
Exons: 7
Coding region: 41-889 (282 amino acids)
Cellular component (GO): mitochondrion; cytoplasm
Source: RefSeq, a predicted model, not a curated record
UGUGUCAACCACUGAACUUUCUUCAAGCAUUCAACCUGUCAUGUCCUUGUUUUCCAAAGUCGUGCGCGCCAUGCGCAAAAUUGCUCCUUUAGAACUGGCAGACCAGUCGUGGGAUAAUGUUGGUAUUUUGGUGGAACCGCCUUAUCCUUCCCCAAAAUUCAACAAAGUAUUUCUCACGAUCGAUUUGACACCCCAAGUUUUGGAAGAAGCACUUUCCGAUCCUAAAGUGGGGACCAUUGUGUCGUAUCAUCCACCCAUUUUUAGAGCCAUGAAACGCUUGACGCAAUCGGAUGUCAAACAAGAUAUUGUGAUGAAAGCAAUUGCUCGUGGGGUCGGCAUCUAUUCGCCUCAUACCGCCUGUGACAACUGUGUAAACGGAGUCAAUGACUGGCUUGCAAGUGGACUUGGCAAAGGCGUGGUUGAACCCAUUAUUGCAACUGAAAAUCCUCCGGAAGGUCAAGAGAAUUCAGGUACCGGGCGUCUGUUUGUCUAUGAUGAACCCACUUCUUUGGGAACCGUCAUUGCCCGUGUGAAAGAGCUGACAGGACUUUCUCAUGUGCGAGUGGCUACGGCCGAACCCCAUAUGCAGAAAGGACAGGAUUUGAUCAAAACCGUGGCUAUUUGUGCUGGUUCGGGUUCAUCCGUCCUGAACCCCGUCAAGGCCGAUCUUUACUUUUCGGGUGAAAUGGGCCACCACGAUGUUCUCGCUGCAUUGGCUCAAGACACCAGUGUCAUCCUCUGCGAACACUCAAACACGGAGCGUGGUUAUCUGUCGGCCGUCCUGCAACCAGCAUUGCAAAAGGCUUUAGCCAAUGAAAGCUCCGAGGAAGGUGAAGCCAUCGAAAUCAUUGUCAGCAAACUUGAUAAAGAUCCGCUUCAAAUCGUGUAAAAAGAAGAAAGAAAACAAAAAUCGUGUAUUAUAAAGG